AUGGCAGAUAUACACCAUGUAUCCUCGUUUGAGGAUGAGCCGGAUCUCCCUCCUGGAACCUUCAAAUUGAUUCGAGACGAUGAGUCAGAUGAGCACGGCCAGCGGGUUGUAAUGCUCGACCCAAUUCCGUCAAACGAUCCUAACGAGCCAUUGAACUGGACCACACUGCGAAAGUCGGUCAAUUUCACCAUUGUUCUAGCAAUGACAAUCAUCAUCUUCACCGCACUAUCGAUUCAAGCCAUAUUCUGGCAGCAAAUGGCCGUGGAUCUCGAAGUGACGUACACAGAGCUCAAUCAAGCCAUGUCGGUCAAUUUUGUCGGCCUGGCUACCGGAUGUAUCUUCUUCAUUCCUUUCGCGAAGAAGUACGGCCGAAGGCCGGUCUAUAUUGUCUCUACUGCCUUGAUGCUGAUAACUUCCUUUUGGACAUCGAGAAUGAACAGUCUGGCGGAGUUAUAUGUGACGAACCUGCUUCAAGGUUUGGCUGGUGCUACCAAUGAAUCCAUUGCUGAGAUUACUAUAGCCGACCUGUUCUUUGUUCAUCAUCGUGGAUCGAUGAAUGGUCUAUAUAUGACAUGCGUCAUGAUUGGUAGUUUCUUGACCCCCAUGGCAGCCGGCACCCAAGCUACCAGACAAGGAUGGCGGAUGUCCUAUCAGACCAUGGGUAUUUUCAAUGUCGUACUGUUCCUCUGCUUUUGCUUUCUGUACGAGGAAACAAAAUAUGUUCCUCUGUUCACAGGAAGAACCAGUGCUGUCGAAGACGAGAACGAAACAAACGAGAUAUCCUCCCAGCAUAAAAAUAAACAGCAAGACAAAGGAGAUACCACGACAGCGGCCCAGAAAGUCAACUCGGCCAUGGAAUCUAGCACCCUUGGCCAUCACAUUGACCUAACAAUUCCACGCAACUCAUGGAAAAAGAGACUAGCAUUCAUAACGCCGACGCCGGAACCAAUCUGGCCCCAUUUCUAUCGCCCAUUCCGCGUGUUCAUCUUCCCAGCCGUCGCAUUCGCCGCGCUCCAAUACGCAGCAGGCGUCGUCUGGCUUACCAUUUUAUCCAAUGUACUAGCACUCACAUUCCCACUACCGCCCUACAACUUCACGCCCGAACAGAUCGGAUUCAUGAGCGUCGGUCCAUUCAUCGGCAACGUGCUUGGUGCAGUCUAUGGCGGCGUUCUAGGCGACAAGUCAAUUCUGUACUUCUCCCGGCGAAACAAGGGAAACUAUGAGCCUGAAAUGCGUCUUUACAUCCUGCAUCUUCCGGCUAUUCUCAUGGCUGGUGGCUUGAUCAUGUUCGGUGUCACAAUUUCCCGGGGUAUGCAUUGGAUCUAUCCCAGCGUGGCGGGUGCUCUCUUCGGAUUCGGACUGGGUAGUAUCAGCGACGCGGCACUUGUCCUUGUAAUGGAUAGUUACCAUGGUAUGACUGGUGAAGCCUUUACCGCCAUCGCAUUCAUGCGCAACGCAGUCAGUAUCGGGAUCCCCUUUGCGAUAUCACCGUGGAUCCAAAGCAACGGCCUUCAGAACAUGUUCAUAACAUGUGGUUUUAUCAGCGUCGGUGUUACACUGACUAUUGUUCCUAUGGUUAUUUGGGGUAAAGACGCCCGUCGUGCGCUUGCCGGACGAUAUCGCGACAUUGUUGAGAAACAUGGGCAUACUGGUCCACAGUGA
Molecule: messenger RNA, 1662 nt
Organism: Penicillium nucicola
Lineage: Eukaryota; Fungi; Ascomycota; Eurotiomycetes; Eurotiales; Aspergillaceae
Product: putative MFS transporter
Exons: 8
Coding region: 1-1662 (553 amino acids)
Biological process (GO): transmembrane transport
Molecular function (GO): transmembrane transporter activity
Source: RefSeq, a predicted model, not a curated record